AUGUUCAACUAUCCGCUACCUACUCCAGAGGACAUAUUUGCGAAAUUAGACAGUGGCAAGAUAUUUUCUAAACUGGAUCUCUCUGAUGCAUAUCUACAAAUUAGAUUAGAUGAUGAAUGCUUUAAAUACCUAACAAUUAACAUACAUAAAGGACUGUAUAAAUACAACAGGUUAUCAUUUGGCUUAAAAGUCACACUGGUGAUCUUCGAACAAAUUAUGGAUGCAAUGUUAGCAAACUGUGAAUUUGCAAUUGUAUAUCUCGAUGACAUAUUGAUUAAGAGUGGAUCAAGAAGUCAGCAUGUACAACAUGUGAAAAAGACAUUUAAAAAACUAAAUGAAUACAGAUUCACACUGAGCAGAGAUUCUUCAGUUUGGGGGUGA
Messenger RNA from Octopus sinensis (East Asian common octopus), 381 nucleotides. RefSeq lists its product as uncharacterized. Bases 1 to 381 code for a protein of 126 amino acids. NCBI's taxonomy places the organism in Eukaryota, Metazoa, Mollusca, Cephalopoda, Octopoda, Octopodidae. The record is from RefSeq and is a predicted model, not a curated record. The transcript is spliced from 2 exons.